Molecule: messenger RNA, 1647 nt
Organism: Cajanus cajan (pigeon pea)
Lineage: Eukaryota; Viridiplantae; Streptophyta; Magnoliopsida; Fabales; Fabaceae
Product: Protein phosphatase 2C family protein
Biological process (GO): protein dephosphorylation
Molecular function (GO): protein serine/threonine phosphatase activity
Source: RefSeq, a predicted model, not a curated record
ACGGUUACAUAAUAAUAUCAUAACAGAGAAACAUUAGCAUCCCAUGAUUCCUUUGUGUCUCACACACAACACAACAGAACACAACAGAACACAACAGAAGCUUGAAAAUUGUGAUUUGGCUCCCUCAUUUUUCUGACUACGUAAUUUAAUUUAGUUUUUGCCAAGUACGAAGGGAAACAGCAUGGACUAUCCGAGUCCAACUACAAGUUCAAUCCUUUCUCAAUUUUGAUUGGACUGGUUGUGAUUCUGGACCCAGCAAGUGGGUUUCUUUUCAAAUUUUAAUUCUAGGUGUCAGCCAACUGCUCUGUCCUCAGAAUUAGUUCAAAACAUUGAAAAAGCUCCUCAAAUUUAUUUUUUUUUUCUUUUCAUUCAUGGAUAAGUUGUGCUGUUUUAAGGCUUCCUACUCUCAGGACUAUUCAAUUUCUAUGUGUUGGUUACUUUACAGCUUGUAGCAGCACGUUCUUCAUCCAGCACUGGUAAGGGGAAAAACCAUGAAGGUUCAAUAAAGUACGGUUUCAGCCUUGUAAAAGGGAAAGCUAAUCACCCAAUGGAGGAUUAUCAUGUUGCCAAGUUUGUGCAGAUAAAGAAUCACGAAUUGGGGUUAUUUGCUAUUUAUGAUGGUCACUUAGGUGACCGUGUGCCUGCCUAUUUACAGAAACAUUUGUUUACCAACAUUUUGAGGGAGGAGGAAUUUUGGGAAGACCCCACUCUUUCUAUCUCAAAGGCAUAUGAGAGCACAGAUCAAGAAAUUCUAUCGCACAGUUCUGAUCUUGGGCGUGGUGGAUCAACAGCUGUGACUGCUAUAUUAAUCAACGGGCGAAGAUUAUGGAUAGCUAAUGUUGGAGACUCGCGAGCUGUUAUUUCAAGAAAAGGUCAAGCUGGACAAAUGACUACAGAUCAUGAGCCUAACAUGGAACGAUGCAGCAUUGAGACUAGAGGUGGUUUUGUCUCUAACUUGCCAGGUGAUGUGCCUAGAGUAAAUGGACAACUUGCUGUUUCUCGUGCAUUUGGAGACAAGAGUCUCAAGUCACAUUUGCGAUCAGACCCUGAUGUACAGAAUACUGACAUAGAUGUUGAUACCGAGAUUCUAGUCCUUGCAAGUGAUGGACUAUGGAAGGUAAUGACUAAUCAAGAGGCGGUGGAUAUUGCUAGAAGAGCAAGAGAUCCUCAGAAAGCAGCUAAGCAACUAACAGCUGAAGCAUUAAAAAGAGAUAGUAAAGAUGAUAUAUCUUGCGUUGUGGUUAAAUUCAGGUGAUGAUAUCUUUCAAAUGCUGGGUGCAGUUUAUAACAAUAAUAAAGGUUAUGGUCUGGACCAAACAACAUAUUAUUACAUACUUGUUUGGGUUAGUCCUGGCUGAAUUCUUCUGAAUAGGUAAUUUGCCAAAGAGGUAAAAAAAAAAAAAAAAAAGGCUUUGUCUAGAUCUAAAGUUAUUUUUUUUAUUAGAUUUUAAUUGUGGUUUGAGAGUGUUUGAUUUAUUUCUGCAAAAGUGUGACUACUCAGAUUCUGCUGUAUAUUGUCAUUUUAUUCUUCAUAAAAGACCUAGCGGCUGUGUAAAAGACGAAUAUGCUUCUAGUUAUUGAUUGGGGUAUAGUGAGUGCUAGGAUAAUUGGUCCUAUUCACGGUUGUAUACCACAUUCUUUGAUAGA